AUGUGUUCAGAGGAAGAAGGUUGCACACUUGUCAUAGCUUUGCCAAAGUCUAAGCUUUGUAUCUUCAAAAAUAGUGACCACCAAGAGGCUACCGACAGCACACGAUUUGCACGACAAGGGUCUAUCGCUGUUUCAAUGGAAUGUCGAAAUCAUAAAAAGCCAAAGAGAAAAGAUGAUGUUGAAGACAAAAUAGAAGAGGAAAUAGAAGACGAAAGUGAAUAUAAGUUUGAUAUUGACAUUAAAGGAAUGUGCGUAGAAGAGGAUUUGCGUUAUCCAGGUGGAAUUAUGGAAAAGAAAGAAGAUGUCACGUCCCUUUCUGAAUGCAAGGAAUUGUGCUCUGAGGAGCCUGACUGCGUAAGAAUUGAUGUAGAUCCGAAAUCUGGCAUGUGCUUGCUAAAAUCUGACUCCCAUGGGUCACCAGUGAGGAGAAAAGGGCUGCUUUCUGUUUCAAUGGAUUGUAGAAAAGAUAGAAAAGAGAAAGAAGCAGACAAAAGUAAAAAGACGGUACCCGAAGAAGCAGAUGACAUGGAUGAAGGUGAUAUCAGCGAAGAGUGCUUGGAGCGUGGUGUCGAUUAUCCUGGUGGCACAACAAGGAACCUACCUGGGGUUAAAAGUGUAUGGCAAUGUCGUAACUUGUGUCUGCAUCACGAUCAAUGUGUUAGGCUUGUUUUUAUUCCAAAAAUGAAACGAUGUCUCCUGAAGAAUGAGAAGCACGGGCCAGUCAGCAAAAAAACCAGAGCAGCUUCAAGUGGAUCAGUAUCAUUCGCAAUCGAUUCUCCAUAUUGUCAACCCGGUCGUGAUAAAUUUGACCAUAGAGAUUUCCUUGAUGUAGAUGAAGCAAUUAUGGAAAGAAAUAGGGACUACCCUGGUGGCACCAUAUCUACCAUUGACAAAGUUGAGACAAUGUCCAGUUGUUUAGAGCUCUGUAAGAAAAACGUCGAUUGUGUCCGAAUUAUUGUCAAUAUGAGAAAUUAUAAAUGUGUUUUGAAGAGUGAUCAACAUGAAGAUGGUGUAUUCAAAAAAGAUGUCAUAUCAGUUGCCUUGAAGUGGGAGGAAGCUGGGGAGUCUGGUGCCUGCUUCAGAAGAAAUAUUGAUUUCCCUGGUGGUGAUAUAAAACGUAUAGAAGAGGUGCAGGGGCCAGUAAAGUGUGCCUUAAUAUGCAAAUUCACCAAAAACUGUAAAAGAAUCGUUUGGGUGCCAUACGAAAAGUCAUGCAUAUUGAAAAACAAACAACAUGGACCUGCAACUCACCAGUCUCUCAUAGCCAAUCGGGAAGCAAUAUCUGUGUCGUUGGCAUGCCGUCAAGAAAAAAGAAUGGGCCGUCAGGAAAAACUUAAACCUGACCGGAAAGACAAUGAGGAACCCAAAGAAAAAUCAGUCAGCAAAUUUAUCAACUUGGACGGGAAAGACGUUCAAUUGUCCACGUCAUAUCCCGGCGGGCUUCUGACAACACUGAAAAACGUUCCUCUGCUUUCUAAGUGUCAAAAAUCUUGCUCUGAAAAUAGUGCAUGCGUCCUUGUUGUAGCGAACAUUCAGUUGAGGCGAUGCUUUUUACGAAAUGAAAAGCAUGGAAAAGCAAAGAAACAGAAAGGUUUCGUGUCAGUCAUUGUCAGAAAGCCCGAUUCUGAAAAGAAGAAGUCUUCCAAUGACGAAGAAAAAGCUGAAAAGUCUGAAAAAACAGAUCCAUCAGAAAUAAAGGAUUUUGAAAUUGAUCUAACUGGUCCUUGUAUCGAAACAAAUGUGGACUAUCCUCAAGGCAUCAUAGCUAAGUUUGACGAAGUAUCAUCUAUCAUCGAGUGCAGAGAUUUAUGUAAGAAGAGGAAAGACUGUGUUCGGUUUAUAAUCUUAGCUUCAAAGCGUCGGUGUCUUCUCAAAAAUAGUGAUCAUGAAAGCAGUACUACUGAAGGCUGGGUCACGAAACAGAAUUCGUAUUCAGCCUGUAUUGAGUGUCUAGAAAAUGAAGAAAACGAGAAUGAGAAGAAAAGAAAUGAUAGGGAAAAAGAUGAAAGGGAGAAAGAAGAUAACAGGGAAACGGAUGAGAGAGAAAAAGGAGGAAAAAACAAGUUUAAAAACGAUCUCCAGAAAGAUCCCUGUGUAGAAGAGGAGAGGACUGUUUCUGGAAAGACGUUGAAGAGAUUGAGUGGUAUUGACAAGGCGUCAGAUUCAUCUGUUCGAGUUAGGAACGAGCGUGCCGAAGGGUUGCUACUCGGAAAGCUUAAUUGUGAGCUCGAUAAAGAAGAGACAGAGGAAGAUGUUGAGUGCAUCAAGAGAAAUGCUGACUAUCCGAAAGGUAUUUUGUCUGAAGUGGAGGACAUGAUGUCAGUGUUUUCCUGUCACAAGGAAUGUGAGCGAACAAAUGAGUGUGCUGCUUACACUUUUAUCCCGAAGAAGAAACUUUGUGUCUUCGAACGGACGCUCAUCUGCCCAUGUCAAAGGUGA
Molecule: messenger RNA, 2439 nt
Organism: Bolinopsis microptera
Lineage: Eukaryota; Metazoa; Ctenophora; Tentaculata; Lobata; Bolinopsidae
Product: micronemal protein 4-like
Exons: 5
Coding region: 1-2439 (812 amino acids)
Biological process (GO): proteolysis
Cellular component (GO): extracellular region
Molecular function (GO): protein binding
Source: RefSeq, a predicted model, not a curated record